This is a messenger RNA of Orycteropus afer afer, 2733 nucleotides long. RefSeq names its product sterile alpha motif domain containing 4B (gene SAMD4B). Gene Ontology annotation, molecular function: mRNA binding; translation repressor activity; protein binding. The record is from RefSeq and is a predicted model, not a curated record. Gene Ontology annotation, cellular component: P-body. Gene Ontology annotation, biological process: nuclear-transcribed mRNA poly(A) tail shortening; regulation of mRNA stability; negative regulation of translation. NCBI's taxonomy places the organism in Eukaryota, Metazoa, Chordata, Mammalia, Tubulidentata, Orycteropodidae.
AUGAUGUUCCGAGACCAGGUGGGCAUCCUCACUGGCUGGUUCAAGGGCUGGAAUGAGUGUGAGCAGACGGUGGCCCUCUUGUCACUUCUGAAGCGGGUCACCCGCACCCAGGCCCGCUUCCUGCAGCUCUGCCUGGAGCACUCACUGGCAGACUGCAAUGACAUCCACCUGCUGGAGUCGGAGGCCAACAGUGCUGCUGUCGUCGGCCAGUGGCAGCAGGAGUCCAAAGAGAAAGUGGUGUCCCUCCUGCUCUCCCACCUGCCCCUGCUGCAGCCUGGCAAUACAGAGGCCAAGACGGAGUACAUGAGGCUCCUGCAGAAGGUGCUGGCCUACUCGAUCGAAAGCAAUGCCUUCAUCGAGGAGAGCCGCCAGCUGCUCUCCUACGCCCUCAUCCACCCGGCCACCACGCUGGAGGACCGCAACGCACUGGCCCUCUGGCUGAGCCACCUGGAGGAGCGGCUGGCUAGCGGCUUCCGCCCCCGGCCCGAACCCCCCUACCACUCACGCCAGGGCUCAGAUGAGUGGGGGGGCCCUGCAGAGUUGGGUCCUGGGGAGGCAGGACCAGGCUGGCAAGACAAGCCACCCCGGGAAAAUGGACAUGUGCCCUUCCACCCACCCAGCUCAGUGCCAUCACCCAUCAACAGUAUUGGGAGCAAUGCAAACGCAGGUCUCCCCUGCCAAAUCCACCCCAGCCCGCUGAAGCGCUCCAUGUCACUCAUCCCCACGAGCCCACAGGCCCCUGGUGAGUGGCCCAGUCCAGAAGAGCUCGGGGCCCGGGCUGCCUUCAGCACGCCCGACCACGCGCCCCUCUCGCCCCAGAGCAGCGUGGCCUCCUCUGGCAGCGAGCAGACGGAGGAGCAGGGCUCCAGCCGGAACACUUUCCAGGAGGAUGGCAGCGGAAUGAAAGAUGUGCCCUCAUGGCUCAAGAGCCUUCGCUUGCACAAGUAUGCAGCCCUCUUCUCACAGAUGAGCUACGAGGAGAUGAUGACACUGACUGAGCAGCACUUGGAGUCUCAGAAUGUCACCAAAGGUGCCCGCCACAAGAUAGCCCUGAGCAUCCAGAAGCUGCGUGAGAGGCAGAGUGUUCUCAAGUCCCUGGAGAAGGAUGUGCUUGAAGGCGGGAAUCUGCGAAAUGCUCUGCAGGAGCUGCAGCAGAUCAUCAUCACGCCCAUCAAGGCCUACAGUGUCCUCCAAGCCACCGUGGCCGCCGCCGCCGCCGCCACCACCACCCCUACUGCCAAGGAUGGGGGUCGAGGGGAGCCGCCGCUGCCAGGUGCUGACCCUCCCCUGGCCCAUUCCGGCACUGACAAGGGCACUGAGGCCAAAGACCCGUCAGCUGCAGAGAGCUACCCCCCGCCACCAACUCCGGCUCCCGCUGAUGGCAAUGAACCAGCCCCGGCUCCCGUCGCCGAUGGAGACAUCCCCAGCCAGUUUACACGGGUGAUGGGCAAAGUGUGCACCCAGUUGCUGGUGUCCCGGCCAGACGAGGAGAACAUCACCAGUUACCUCCAGCUCAUCGAAAAGUGCCUGACUCAUGAGGCUUUCACGGAGACACAGAAGAAAAGACUGCUUUCCUGGAAACAGCAGGUGCUGAAGCUCCUCCGGACGUUCCCUCGCAAAGCCGCCCUGGAGAUGCAGAGCUACCGGCAGCAGAAAGGCUGGGCGUUCGGCUCCAACUCGCUCCCCAUAGCUGGCUCUGUGGGGAUGGGGGUGGCCCGGCGGACCCAGCGGCAGUUCCCCAUGCCUCCCCGGGCCCUCCCGCCCAGCAGGAUGGGCCUUCUGAGCCCCUCGGGCAUUGGGGGUGUCUCCCCCCGACACGCCCUCACCAGCCCCAGCCUUGGGGCCCAGGGCCGACAGAAUCUGUGGUUUGCCAACCCUGGAGGCAGCAACAGCAUGCCCAGCCAGAGCCGCAGCUCCGUGCAGCGCACCCACUCGCUCCCAGUCCACUCAUCACCCCAGGCCAUUCUCAUGUUUCCUCCAGACUGCCCGGUCCCUGGGCCUGACCUGGAGAUCAAUCCCACUCUGGAGUCUCUGUGUCUGAGCAUGACAGAACACGCCUUGGGGGAUGGGACAGACAAAACCUCCACCAUCUGACAGGACCCACAGCCCAGCGCACCCAUAGGCUCCCGGGGCGGCGGGCGGGGGCCAACCCCCAACGGGCUUCUCCGCAACAGCGAGGGUGGGCUGGCUCAGCUAUACAUUCUCAUAUUUUUCUACUCUCUCACCCUUUUAACUUCUGUGUAACAUCGGCACCCGCCAUGCUUACUCCCAGGCCCAUCACGGGAUCUCUGCUGAGGCUGGGGGAGGUAGGGGGCCAGCCAGGAAAAGGGGGGCAGGAACUGGCCAGACUGCCUCCCCCUCCCUUCCCUUCCUCAUCCCCCGAGUGACCCACUCCCAUCCCCACUUCCUCCAGACCACUGACCACUUGCUCUUCCCCAAGGGAGCAGACAUCCCCUGAGAUAAACUGACCCCCUCCCUUGUGGAGCCUGCUCAGAAACAUUGGACACUGGGGAGAAGUUCCCUGCUCCCCAGGAACAUUAUUUGAGAGGAGCUGGGGAGCAGCAGUGGGGUGAGAAGAGGAACUCCUCUCUUUCCUCCCACUUCUUCCUCUUCCCCACCCAUCCUUUGAGGACAGGAGCUACCUUCCUUCCUCUCACCUCCUUUUGCCCUGUUUAUCAGAGGUUCUCUACAAUUAAUUUCUUAGGCCUAUUUAAGAGACAUAUUUAUAUAGUU